UCAGGAUGUAGUUCUUUAAAACAAUGACCCGCUCACAUUAGUAAGGUUUGCAUCUGUACCGAUAGGGAUAGGGCCAAUUUGACUAUUGGUUAACUAUUGUUUUGGUUCACAAAUGUCAGAAGAGAAAUACUUCCUGAUUGACCACAUUCCUGCAUGGCACCCUGACUUUGUCAACACACCUAAUGAAAAAAAGAGACGUCACUUUUACCAGGAGUGGUGCUUCCUCUCACACAUUUACUGUGCUCUCUGAAAUGCAGACCGCUCAGAAAGAAAAAAACCAGAACACUUACAUAUAAGCUCCCACCAUCCUAAGAGCAGGUGAUCAAGGAGAAGACCAAGGAGCAGGUUUACCAUCUCCACAACAUCUCCAUCUCCAUUCAACAACCUUUGUCACACAGAUUGACUCACUAGAGGAGAAUGUGACACAUCCAGAUUCCAACCAACAUCCCGGCGGAGACUUUCAAAAAUCCAUCUGGAUAAUAUCUGGAUAUGCCAAAAAUCUGAUUUUUGCUGGCAGUUUGAACAAAAAACUUUCCUGUUUAGUCUUUUACAGUUCCAAAAAACAACAACACCUCGGCCAUCAUUGCCUUGCAACUUGUGGAGCCUGUGGAGACUUCUGAUGCUCAUUCAGGCGAGAAUCUGUAGAAACUCUUAGAUGUCUUCAGCUCAGAAACUCAAAGUGAACUGAGUAACAGACGAACCAAUCUAAAGAGAACCAGAGUGAGAACAUGACCUCCCUUCACAACGACCGCAACAUCCGGUCAAAAAUACAAGCCUUUGAAAGCCAAUCAAACACAGAGAACGAUGAAACGUCUGUGCCUUUCCCCCGUCCUCGCAAGGUUUUCACCAAACCACCUCCACUGGCACCAAAACCUUCUGUUGCCCUCCGACCCUCGUUCAAAAAGCCCAAAGAAGAGCAGGUUUCAGAGUUUGACAGUCACUUAUACGAAGAGGUCGACACGCCUCCUAUGCCAGCGCCAAAACCUCAACUUAUCAAAAAACCAUCGUUAUACUCAAGAGAUGACUCCGACUCUCAGUCUCCCUUCAGGGCGGCCCUCAUCCCUCCAUCACGACCUUCACUGCUCAGAGUAAGGAAUAUACCAUCCCAGGAUGAGGAAACAGUAUCGAAAGGACCUCAUCUACCUCUCAAACCUAGCAAAGACCUGCUGAACCCCAACAAUCACAACUCCACCGCACUUCUGUCUACCAUUGCAUCCGCAGAGAACAUGCUUAGCAAUGACUAUGUGGAUGCUCCCACAAACCACUCUCCCGCUAAACCUGAGCGCCAAAGAGGAUUCAACUACAUGGGGUCAAACAAUCUGGGAAUGAUCAAGAGACCCACAGUCAUCAGGGUCCCCAGCAAGACUGACAAAAAUUUUGAAGAGAUGGCAGAAGAUCCACCUUUAUAUGUGCAGAAGCCUGUGGGCGGCCCACCCACACCUGCUAAACCCUCUCUCAAAGACUCCUUCAGGAUCUCAUCUGAUUUGUCUCUUCCACCACGACCGAGUGGAGGAAAGGUUCUCCCUGCUCGACCGCCACCAGCUAAACCCGGCCCGGGACGACCUCCUCCUCCACGGAAAAACGGCUCCGUACGUCGGCCCUCAGAUUCAGGGUUUUCACAAACAGUGCCUUCAAAACAACAGCAACCUCAAUGGCAGCAACAAAACCACAGAGCUUCGAAAAAAGGACCUGCCUUACCGCCGAGACCCAACCCUGGACAUCGUCUUUACAACAGAUACACCCUUGAGAUCCCUCACGGCGUUGCUGAGUUUGACUACAAUGGCACUAACACUGGAGAGCUCUCCUUUCAGAAAAAUGAAGUCCUCGUCUUGCUUGAGGAAUUAGACCGCAAAACUUUUGAAUGCCAAGUGGGGAACGCUAAAGGGAGAGUGCAGAAAACACACAUGAAGAUUAUCACCCCCUUAACAAAUGUCCCCAGCAAUUCAGCACCUCAGAAAAACCGUUCUUUUAGUGGCAUGGUGGAAAACACUGGAUCUCUGCGAGUGCAAGCCCUGUAUGACUUCACUCCAGAGAAGCCUGGAGAGCUGGCGUUAAAUGCCGGUGAUGUGGUGUCUAAUGUAGAACAGCUGGACAGAGAGUGGUACAUGGGAACAUGCAGAAACAUCACUGGGAUCUUCCCCAUUAACUACGUGAAGACUCUGAACAAGCCUGGUACAUCCACACCAGCAUCCAGCAAUGAAUGGCAAACCAAACCAUCUCCUGAGCCUGUCAGAGGCCCAAGGUGUGUCGGGAGGUUUGACUUUGAGGGAGAGCAGAGCGAUGAGCUCUCGUUCUCUGAAGGUGAUGUGAUUCGGCUUAAAGAGUAUGUGGGAGACGAGUGGGCUUGUGGGGAACUGAACGGCCAAGUUGGUAUUUUCCCUCUUAACUUUGUGGAAGUGCUUGAGGAUCUCCCUCCAGCCCCGGUGCAGAAAUCUGCUCCGAAUAAGAUUGCACUGCCUGGAAUGGCCGGUUCAUCUAAUUCUCGAAUGUCUUACAAAGCCAGUAAGGCUGAAUGUAAGAGUGAAGAGUGGGCCGUGGCGCUGUAUGACUUCACAGCAGAGACGGAGGACGAUCUGGCCUUCCAGCAGGGAGACAGGAUCCUGGUCACUGCUCACAUAGAUGAUGAAUGGUGGAGCGGACGGAUAAAUGGCAGAGAAGGCUUCUUUCCCAAAGCCUUUGUUGAGAUUGUUCCAGGAGGGAGAAAUUGGUAAGAGGCAACCUCAGAAGCAGUGUUUUUCUUCUCUCGUUUUCAUAUCCGCUUUGUUUUGUCUAAUAUAUAUUUAUUGUUAAUAUUCCAAAUCCACGGUCUGCUAAAAAUCUAUUCAUGAACUGCUAUGGGAGUUACUUCUUUUUUGUGUCUCAUAUGUGUUUACACUCUAAGGAAAUCUGUAAAAAAUAUGCCACAUUUUGCACUUUAGUGCAUUGUGUUUAAGGGUUAAUGAAUAAAAAAUAAUGGAUAAUGUCCCUGUAAAAAGCUGCCAGUAUUUAUUGUUAUAUUAAACGUCCAAUGCCAUAUUGUACCAAGGGGACAUAUUUUAGGGGUGUAAUAUUGGGUUGGGGGGGGGGGGGGGGGAUGUGGUUCCAGCCCAGUUUGAGUACAAACUGCCCUUAAAGGGGAAACGCUUACAAAACCUGCAUUUAUUAACCUCGGACACAUUAGGUUGAUAUAAUUGUGGUUUGACAUUUAUCAAGCGUUUUCAAUUAAUCGAGGCCAAAAAAAGACUCAUUUGUGAACAGACACCAUAAAACCAGUCACAAGUCUCUGGGAUAUAUUUGUAAAAAUAGCCAAAAAUACAUUGUAUGGGACAAAAUAAUAUUUUCUUAAAAAAAAAAAAAAAAAUCAUUAUAUUAGGUAAAUAUCUUGUCCAAUGAAGAUAUUUUGUAAGUUUCCUACCAUAAAUAUCAAAACGUAAUUCUUGAACAGUAAUAUGCAUUGCUAAGAACUUCCUCUGGACUAGUUUAAAGACAAUUUUCUCAAUAUUUAGAUUUUUUUUGUGCACCCUCAGAUUCCAGAUUUGCAAAUGAUUGUAUAUUGGCCAAAAACGGUCAGAUCCUAAUAAACCAUGCACCAAAUGAAAGCGGAUUCAAAAAAAUGACUGGUUUUGUGCUCCUGGGUCAAAUUUACGACAAAAACAUACUUUUGCAUAAUGGAAAUAGGCUCCUAAAAUAUUGGAAGUUGCUGGCUGCCUACUCUUCUCCCUUUUUCUUUUUACCUGUUAAACGUUACCCGCCCCCUCUGUAGGACGCCUACAUUUACUUCACUAUAUUACAAUGUAAUCUAAUCUUGACAAACUAUAUAUCGCUGGAGACUCCCAAAUAUAUUUUACUAAUGUAUUUUGUUAAAAAUUAUGUAAGAAAAGUAAUCGAUUAAUUUUUGACAAGAGUGCACCCUCAAAAAUCUACAUCAUAACAGUUAAAAAAAAAUAAUAAUGUAUCCUGUAAAACUCAUUUUAAAAUUAGCCAUUGAAUUACCAUGUAAAGGGUACAUAAAUAUCAUGUUACUAAGUAUUUUAGUUCAUGAAUUAUGAAAAUAUAAGUUUAGAUUACAAAGUCAAUGUUCAAAAACAUGAGUGACAGUGAAGAGGUUAAAUACAUAUUUAAAAAAAAAAAAAAA
Carassius auratus (goldfish) is the source of this 4114-nucleotide messenger RNA. Its product is annotated as SH3 domain-containing protein 19-like. The record is from RefSeq and is a predicted model, not a curated record. Gene Ontology annotation, molecular function: protein binding. The transcript has 17 exons. Lineage: Eukaryota; Metazoa; Chordata; Actinopteri; Cypriniformes; Cyprinidae. Bases 729 to 2711 code for a protein of 660 amino acids.